AUGUUGUUAUCAACAGAAAAUAAAGCUUUAAAAUUACGUCAAUCUCCAAAUAAUUUAUUAUUAGAAUAUUUAUUUACAAAAAGUUUGAAAAAUUUAAUUGAAAGUAAAACAAAUGUAUUGGAUUUUAUUGAACUUUUUGGAAUAGUAGAAAAAAAUUUUUUUUUAUUUCAAAAUUAUUAUUUUAAGAAUGGCAAACAGUUAAUUACAAAUGAAAAUUUAUUUAAAGAAGGAAAAAAUCUCCCAACUAUUGGAAAUUAUCAAAAUUUGGAUUUUCUUUUGGAAAUUGAAAUUAUGAGGAAAUUACCUAUUUUUGAUAAAAUUCCCUUUGAAGAUAAGAUUUGUCUCUUCCGUUCAAAUAUUCAUCGUCUAGUAACUCUUUCCAAUUGUUUCCAAUCUGUACAAAUGGGAGAAUCAUCAGUUACAUAUCCAAAUGGAUUACAUCCUGGCGAUUUUUGUAAAAAUUUAUAUCAAAUUUUGAGAAGACGAGCAUUUACUGAUAUAAUAUCAGAAUUUAAGCCUUAUAAUCUAACACAACAAGAAUAUGUUUUACUCAAAACAAUAUUAUUUUGUAAUUCAAUACCAGAAAAUAUCAGUCAAAAUUCCAAAAAUUUAUUAAAAUUAGAGGCAGAACGUUAUGGACAAAUAUUAAUGAAAUAUUUACAAAAUUUAUUGGGGAAUUUUAAAGGAGCUAUGAGACAUGCAGAUUGCUUAUUAUCUAUUGGGAAAAUAUUCGACUAUAAUAGGCAGCAGAAUAUAUUUUAUAAAAUGGUGGACGAAAAAAUAUUUUAUAAUAAUGAAAGAAGUUCUGGAUUAAUUAUGGAAAGACCAAUAUUUGUUGAACAAUGCUUAUUUAAAUUUCCAAACUAA
Molecule: messenger RNA, 867 nt
Organism: Meloidogyne enterolobii
Lineage: Eukaryota; Metazoa; Nematoda; Chromadorea; Rhabditida; Meloidogynidae
Source: the annotation of a GenBank genome assembly